AUGAUUUUAGUCAAAGAUUUUUGUGAUCGAUCGGAAGGAGCGGCUGCAACGGGUAAAAGAACAUGUUCAUUGGAAAGUGUCAAAUGUUUAAAUAUUAUAAAGGGAAAUAUGGAUUCAAAGAAGUAUAUUGAUUUUCAAUACGGGACAAAAUUGUGGUUCAACUGGCGAUUUCUUGCCAAAUCACCAUUUUCCUCCUUAGUGAACGCUCUAUGUGCUUCCGUACAACACGAUAAUGUUCACUAUGCUAGUGCCAGCACUCUCACAGUAUCUACUUUUCCCAUUAUUGAGAUACUAACCCAUAAACAAUCCCGAAUAUCUAAGCCCAUAGUUGGUUUGCUUGAAUGGAAUGCAUUUGCACAAACUGUUUCUAUGUAUGUACCUUGA
This is a messenger RNA of Phycomyces blakesleeanus NRRL 1555(-), 384 nucleotides long. RefSeq lists its product as hypothetical. Bases 1 to 384 code for a protein of 127 amino acids. The record is from RefSeq and is a predicted model, not a curated record. Lineage: Eukaryota; Fungi; Mucoromycota; Mucoromycetes; Mucorales; Phycomycetaceae. The transcript has 3 exons.